AUGAUGGACCUUUUUGAGACCAACACUUAUCUUUUCAAUGAUUUGCGCUAUUUGGAAGACGGAGAUCAUGGACCAUUGCAGCACCUGGACAUGGCGGGGGUGUCUCCGCUUUACAACGGCAACGACAGCCCGCUAAAUGAGGAUAAUAUUCCAUCUGAGACCGGGGGAGAGAGCAGCGGGGAGGAGCACGUCCUCGCACCCCCGGGUCUCCGUUCGCACUGCGAGGGCCAGUGUCUCAUGUGGGCCUGCAAGAUCUGCAAGAGGAAGUCAGCGCCCACGGACAGACGCAAGGCGGCCACGUUGAGGGAGAGGAGGAGGCUGAAGAAGAUCAACGAGGCCUUCGAGGCGCUCAAGAGAAAGACGGUUGCCAACCCCAAUCAGAGGCUACCUAAAGUGGAGAUUUUACGCAGUGCCAUCAGCUACAUCGAGAGGCUGCAGGACUUGCUGCAGACUCUGGAUGAGCAAGAGAAAAUGCAAAAUGGAUCUUCACACAACUUUGACGCUAAAGGACACAGUGUGUCCGGUCACGACUACCAGUGGAAAAAGUCCUCGGAGUCCUGGCCGACCUCUGCUGAUCAUUCCACUGCAGCCAUUGUGAACCAGAGAGAAGUAAACGGUGAGAGUACAGGAUCCUCGAGCCUCCUGCGCCUGUCAUCCAUUGUGGACAGCAUCAACAACGACGAUAAAGCCAAAAUCAGCGAGGACAUCUCAGAAAACUGAAACAUCAA
This is a messenger RNA of Labrus bergylta (ballan wrasse), 728 nucleotides long. It is a transcript of the gene myf6, whose product is annotated as myogenic factor 6. NCBI's taxonomy places the organism in Eukaryota, Metazoa, Chordata, Actinopteri, Labriformes, Labridae. Gene Ontology annotation, molecular function: DNA-binding transcription factor activity, RNA polymerase II-specific; protein dimerization activity; RNA polymerase II cis-regulatory region sequence-specific DNA binding. The record is from RefSeq and is a predicted model, not a curated record. Gene Ontology annotation, biological process: positive regulation of myoblast differentiation; positive regulation of skeletal muscle fiber development; muscle organ development.